Messenger RNA from Anopheles funestus (African malaria mosquito), 710 nucleotides. RefSeq lists its product as uncharacterized. The transcript has 3 exons. NCBI's taxonomy places the organism in Eukaryota, Metazoa, Arthropoda, Insecta, Diptera, Culicidae. The coding region runs from base 118 to 567 and encodes 149 amino acids. The record is from RefSeq and is a predicted model, not a curated record. Gene Ontology annotation, biological process: positive regulation of voltage-gated potassium channel activity; regulation of synaptic transmission, cholinergic; sleep.
ACGACGUCAUUCCAUCAGUGUGCGUUCGCGUUUGUUUACAGCACAAUCUCAAACAAAUUGUUUUCCCCAUUAGUUUAGUUUUCUUCUGUUUUAUAUAUUCUUUCACUUCUUGCAAGAAUGCGAACUGAAAUGAAAAUUCUGUUUUUUAUCAUAAGCAUUGGAUCGGCUCUUGCUAUCCGUUGCUAUCAGUGUUCCUCACAAACGGAUCCGAAGGGAAUCGACAACUGUGGUGCAUACAAAGCCUUUAACAAAACGCAAAACAUUGCUAUCGAAUGCAACAGUGACGAGUCGCACAUGCCCGGAUCCUUCUGCAUGAAAGUGGUACACCAGAGCCCGAGAGGAUUCAUCUGGGAUGGCCGAUGGAGACAAGUGAUUCGACAGUGCGCAUCCGUGUCGGAGACGGGUGUUACCGGUGUAUGCAACUGGGGUGUAUACGAAAAUGGUGUGUACUGGGAAGAAUGCUACUGCGUAGAGGAUGAAUGCAACAGUGCACCGCAGACAAAAACGACAUCAAUAGCCAUUUUGGGGCUUGCUGUGUUGCUGUUUGUUGCGAAAAUUCUGUCGUGAGCUUGAACUGUCCACAAAACAAUCCAUUCCGUUCAAGCAGCUUUUACAGCCAACGAACUAUUCCGUCCAUGUAAGAAUAUCAGGAAAUCGUGUAUCAUUUUUAUACAUACAAAUCAAUAAAUUUUACCACUUGACUAGUAGAA